AUGAUUGCUACAGCGCGAAGGGGAGGAGGAGAGGAGCCCUUGAGGCUACGAGGUGGAAAGAGGUCGUCGAAAGCGAAUGAGACGCAAGCUCUUCCCCUUGACUUCAUCCCUUCAAGUAGUUUCACUGGAUUGAAGCCAGGAUAUAUCUUCAAACGAGACCGCAAGGGAGUUGGUUUCUACCUCGAUCAACCGCAUUCAAGCAAGGGUGUCAAGGCCACACGACCUCGUCGUUCGCUUGUGAAGUCACAAUCAGCAAUCCCCACGACUCCGACAAGAACUCGACGACAGACUGGAGACAAGAGAUCUGAGGUUGAAGAGACUCGUGCAGGAGAGGAGAGGUCAGCCGCAAACAAGGAAAGCUUCAGGACACGGCAAGAAGUAGAGGCACAGUCAAUGACAAGGAAGAGCGACUUUGGGUACAACUGGAACAUUCGCAAUGAACCUCAGGACUCGGAGUUGGACGAGCUCUUUGGGAAGAUUGAGUUGAAACCUCCUCCUCCUCCGAUAGACAAAACCGAAUACAGUCUUGAGGACGAUCUCAAGGUACUUGACGAUGCUGAGAGGCUUCUCCAAGACGCCUGCGACAGAGGAGACAUCGAAGAAGCCAAACGGCUGCUCAAGUGUGGAGUGAUCUGGGAAGAAGAAAGGAAAGAAGACGCUCUGUUCACCUCGUCUACCACAACAGAUGAAGAGGACCGAAAAGUGCUUACCCAAGCUGGUUUCGAGCCGUCAGAUUCCUCGGAGGAAGGAAAAGAAGAAUCGAGUGAGAGCAUCAUGAUUCACGAGCAGAUCGUUGGUCCCAUCAUUGAUCGAGUUCAAGGGCUGCACCGAUCGAAGAAAGAAAUCAAGGAAAUCUUUGAGAGGCUUCGAGAGGACUUGCCAGACAUCAAGUAUUUCAAAGAAAGACCCAAGAUUGCAACUUUUGUCCCUGGCAAGGAGGACGAGGAAGAGACCGAUUCCGAACUAGAAGAGUUGAGAUCUUUUCCUGGCUUGGAAGAUUUCUUCAAUCCUUUCGGAGCUCGCAUGCAGAAGAUUGAGAUUGCGUUGCGGAGGAAUGCGACAGACGAACUCAACUCUGAGGAGCAGGAGAAAGUGCUGUGGCUGCAAUCGCCCAUGCAGAUGUUGCAGGAGUACAUGUCGGAAUCAUCCGAAGAGUUUGGGGGAGAAAUCCUGCAGAUCAAGAAGACGAGCACCGAGAUCACGCAGGGUGAGCUGGACCCUUGGGACAAGGCUCUCAACUCUCGUCUGUCAGAGCACUUUGGAGCGAAGGAGUUCGAUGUUGUGGACAACCUUGGCUUCGAGAGAGUUGGCAAUGAUCUUGGAGUUCGCAGCUCGGAUCAAUCUUACAAUCAGAUCCGACACAAGUUUCUUGCGGCAAAGCGAGGCUCAUACAAGGGCAGAGACCUCACACAAGCCAAGGCGGGAGUUGACACUCUCAAUCAUUUUGAAAAUGUCAAGUGUUCCCAUCGUGUAAUUUGUUCCCAUAAAUUCAACACGUGGUUUUGUUUCUUAGUGCUUGUGCAUUGGGGUCGCUAUGACAGCUCGCUGAUCCUGCAGAUGCAGAUGUUUAUGUUGAAACAAUGA
Messenger RNA from Guillardia theta CCMP2712, 1584 nucleotides. RefSeq lists its product as hypothetical. The coding region runs from base 1 to 1584 and encodes 527 amino acids. The record is from RefSeq and is a predicted model, not a curated record. Lineage: Eukaryota; Cryptophyceae; Pyrenomonadales; Geminigeraceae. The transcript has 22 exons.